Messenger RNA from Linnemannia hyalina, 3972 nucleotides. NCBI's taxonomy places the organism in Eukaryota, Fungi, Mortierellomycota, Mortierellomycetes, Mortierellales, Mortierellaceae. The record is from the annotation of a GenBank genome assembly.
AUGCACAAGACCACGCGACAGAUCUGGGCAACAUCGUCCCCUUCGUCGUGUCUCUUUUGCGACCUUCAACUUUUGUUUCCCCGAGGCACCGUCUCCAGAGCAACCCCAUCGACGACUAUUGGCGGAGUCAGGACACAAGCGCGUGAAAACUCGACUUUGGCGACGCGGAUACAACCACGGACGUCUUCGGGGCGAGGACAGCUCUCGUCGCGCCUCGGUCUCUUUGGACCCCGCGCAAGAUCCACUCUGCCCACGUCAACCGCGCUGGUACAUCCACCACGGCCCCAGCGACAUGCAGUCUGUACAUAUACCACCAAGGCAUCGGCCAGGAAUGAGCAGAGCGCUCAUGAUACCAUCACCACCGUCACCUACAGGAGCACAGCUGCAAAAACAAUCUCGCCAUGCGAAAGCUACGUUCUCCAGCACUCUCACUCACUCGGAAUGGACCAGGCUGGUCUAGUUUUGACAGGACCUCGGUUAUUAGCAGGAUCCAGAACACCUCUGAGGACUCGCACACGCCUCCUCUCGACAUCCACUUCGCCUUCAGUCGUCUCCGAGACCGACUCAGAGGGGCCACUUUUAAUUUCCGCACCGACCUCAACAUCAUCAACAUCAGCAGUCGUUCAGGAAACCAAUACAUCCACUCUCAAUGAACCGGCAACAAAAUCCGACUUUCAGUCGCUUUUUCCGGAAAUACCAGCAUCAUUCGUAGACGAAUCGUCUCGGGAUCCGUUCUUGUCACCGGUUUCGGAUGCACCUUGGCGGAGUGGCGCAAUGGUCGAAGGCUUGGGUCUGGAGGAGUCGUUGCGAAAAUCAGUCUAUCAGAGAGAUCCGAUCGGGACAUGGUGGCCCUUGUACGAGGAGGUCGCUGGUCAGUGGCGGUCGCCCAUUCGCCAGGAGCAUGCGUUAGGGCGCGCGGACUUUAUUCGAUUCAUUGGCGCCCUCAAGGUUUCGCCACAACCACCACGAGACACCAGCAGACUGACGAAACUUGAGCAGGUCUUUGACGAUUUCCACCGUGCCAUCACCAAGCCUAAAUCCAACGCCAAGGUGUACGGAGCCUUCCUGGGAACACUGCAUUUCUGGAAGAUGGACGAUGUAAUUCCUGCUUGGAUUGCUCGUAUCAAGGCAACCAUCCCAACCAACACCCCCACAGCCCUUUUUGGAUCCGCCACUCAUGUCCGCGAAUGCCCUCAGGAGCAGUACCACGACCUCAUCCGCGCGUUGGUCGACCUGGGUCAAGCAGAUGCUGUUCGACAGUGUGUCGAAGAGCUAAACCACAGUCGAUCUGAGCAGCUUCGCCCCUCAGUCAUGGCGUACGACUUGCUGAUGGAGAGUUGCAUGAUGCGCAAAGACACAGCCGGCGCUGCCAAGGCUUUCCAGGAGAUGCAGGACCAGGAACUGAAGCCCGAGCUGACGAGUUUCAAUACUCUUUUGCGGGGACACUUGGAAAACAAGGACGCACGAGCCACGCAGCGUGUGCUGGAGAGCCUUCUUCUGACGGACAUUCGGCCCGACAUUUACACUUUCAACCUUCUGAUGUCAGGGUAUCUGGAGAUGGGCGAGAUCGACCUCGUCAAUGGCUUCUACAAGGGCUUGGGAGAAUACGGACUGACACCCAACUCCAAAACGUACCGGAUCUUGAUGAAAUCUCAUAUGCGGCAGGGCAAAGUCGACCAAGUCGUUGAGUUGUUCAGUAGACUGAAGGAGAGCACCCAGUCGGACUUACACCCACGUUCGGAGGAUUACCGAGUCCUGUUGCAGGCGCUAGCGAGCAACGGAAGGAUGUCUGAUGCUCUGCGUGUGUUGCGAGAGAUGACCGAGACGGCCAAGACACCCGUUACCACUCCGAUUUAUAACGUGUUUGUGGCCCAGUACGCGCGCGAUGGCCAGAUCGACAAAGCCUGGAGGAUCCUGGACAAGAUUAUCGCCGCCAAACUGCCGCUGAUUGAUGGGAGCAUCAACCCUUUGCUUCGGGCAUAUCUGGCCAGACGGGACUUUGACAAAGUCAGCGAGAUCACAGAGCUCAUGAACCGGUAUGGAGUCACGCCUUCCAAGACGACGUUCAACAUCAUGAUCCACUCGACCAAGGUUUCAGAUAACCUGGAUGUCGCCACGCAGCUCUACGAGAGGAUGAAGGUGGAAGGGAUCACGCCGGAUGUGUGGACCUACAACGCUCUUUUGGAUCUCUUGGUGGAGAAGCUCAAGCCUGUUCGCGAGAGUAUUCGGCGGAAAGGAGACCCGAAUGCAGUGAGGAAGGCACAAGUGGAGGAAUAUGUACCCAGGAUCGAGUCGCUUCUGCAAGACAUGAAAUCUAGAGGGAUUCGGCCGGACAUUGUCACCUACGGGAAGCUGAUCCAUCAGUAUGUUGUCCUCCGGGACAUUGAGCAGGCGGAGACGCUGUUUCACGAGAUGGUCAAGUCUGGGAUUUCACCCAAUACGUACGCUUUCAACACGCUGAUGAACGGGUUUGCGCUGAUCGAGGACAUGGACAAGGCCGUAGAGCUCUUCCGGAGGAUGCCCAAGCAUGGUGUCCAACCUGACGCGACAACGUUUACGACUCUGAUCAAGGGUUACGCCAACCUCAAGCAGAUGGCUCUUGCUCAGGAUUUUGCCAACUCGCUUCAACAACAGAGCUCAAAGGUUCAGAUGGACCAGCACUGCCUUCACAUGCUGAUGCAGUUGGCUCAAAAAUCGCACCAGCCCGGGAUGGCGCUCGAUUUUUUCGAGAUGAUGAGGGGUCGUGGGAUGGAGCCUGACAACGUAACCUUCACGAUCUUGAUCAACUCUCUCAGUCGUCAGUACACCACCGCGUCGUCCAAGGGCAGGCCUGGGUCCCGGAACCGCGUGAAUCGCCGAUCAGGAGGGGAUCAAGCCGCAGGAAUAUAUGAGGGCAUGCAGUCGCAUUCAGCCGCCGAGGCUGUCGAGUCGAUUCUCGGUGUUCUCCAGCAGGAUGGCGCUCCACUCCACCACUCAGGCAUCACCACCGUGAUUUCGGCCUACUUCCGAUUGGGACGUCCACUGGCAGCGAUUGGAUUCUUUAAGAACAGCUUUUGGAAGGGCCAACCCAAGCUGAGCACGACCAAUUGUGGAGCACUCUUCCAUGGACUCUUGGCACCCGAGCUUGGCCGCCGGUACGACGGGAUUGUCCUCAAUCUCUACACCCGCAUGCUACUAGGCACCAAGCAGGCGAUCCGCGCAGAGGAGGCAGCCAAGCAAUCGUUAGAGAAUCCGUUGAGUGCCGAUACUCUGACCCACGCUGAGCCUACCAAAAAGGGACAUGUCUCCUGGGACUCUUCCAUGCUGCCAACCGCAUCCAAGUCUACCAAGACGACGGUGGCAUCCAAGGACAAGGUUAAGUUUGUGCCGCCACACGAUCUCCCUAUCCUGGACCUAGUCACCUUCAACAUCCUGUUCCAAUCUUUCUCCAAGAAAAACAACUGGUCGAUUGUCCUUCAGCUUUGGCAGGACCUAGAGUCGGUCGGUGCCGAGAAGCUGUACCCGCAUGAGAUGCCUCUCGAGUUCCUGGGCUGGGCUGCUCAAGCCCAUCACAUGAUCUCUGAACGUCGUAAUAGCCAUGACGGGGAGCCGCCACGAUCGUCUUCCUUUGCGAAAGCAAGCGACGAUGAUGAAACGCCUGCCGAGACCCAUGCUGAGAAGGCCGAGAAGCUUUUGAAGCAACUGUGGAAUGCCCACCACAAGAUGGGCGCUGAAUGGAGUACCCGGAUCUAUGGAUACAACAUAUUCAAGUCUCUCUUGCCGGCGCCCUUGUCCACAGCCGCAUCCGCGAGCCCCGUUCAGCCAUCGUCGGUUGCCAGUAGCCACCACAACAACAACAACAGCUCUUCGCUGCUGUCGUCCUUUUUAUCGGACGGCGUGAACCAGGCGAGCUACCAUCACAAGUCGGCGACAUCGACCCAUUCAUCCUCAUUUGAGGAGGAGUUGAAAGGAACCGAGCAACAGAGCCACUAA